AUGUCAAAAAGAGCUUCUUUAGGCCAAGUGCAUAAAUAUUCUUUACCAGUUCAUCCAAUUGAGGUUCCUAAUAUUGUUCCACAUAAUCCAAUAUCAUGGGUUCAAUUCCUGAUUGCUUAUUGGAAAGGUGUUACUGUUGUUCAAACUACCACUGCUGAUUUUGUCAAUGGCCAAUUUCUUGUAUCCAAUGAUGAAGAUAUCAAAACUCUUUGGAAAAAUGGAUUUUUCGGGAAAGGUAUUUUCAGUAGAAGUGAAGCUACAUGGUAUGAUAGAACACAAAAAAGAUUAGGUCUUGGUGAAUUUAAGAAUUUAACCAUUGAAGAAAUUACUGCAAUUAGAAGAGAUGAACGUAAAAAAUUUAAGAAAGAACGUGCUAAACUUGAAGCAAAACAAGCCGAACUCAAGAAAGCUGGUAUUGUUGAUCCUUUCAUUGAAGAAAGAUUAGAAUUGAAAAAUCUUAGAGAUAAAGAUAUUGAUGUUAAAGUUGAAAGAACUAUUGAUUUCCGUGAUGAUGAUCAACAAUUGUUAGUUGAUGGUAAAUUACAAAAUCUUGAAACUUUAGAAUUGUUUGCUGCUGAAGCAUUUUUUCUCAAAUUUGCUCUCAAUGCAAUUAAUAUAAGGCAUAAUGAUCAACCAAUUUCAACAGUUGAGCUGUUUAAUAAGCUUUCAUCUUCUAAAGUGGAUGACUUAUUCAUCAUGAAUUAUGUUGUUUAUCAUCAUUAUCGUUCAUUGGGUUGGUGUGUUAGAUCUGGUAUUAAAUUUGGUACUGAGUACUUACUUUACAAAAGAGGUCCACCAUUCCAUCAUGCCGAACACGCUGUGAUCAUUUUACCAAAUUAUAAAGAUGAACAACAGAAUGAACAAGUUGCUAAAGAUUUUGUUUGGCUUUCAAGUAUAAGCAGAGUCAUUGGUGGUGUUCGUAAAAAUCUGAUUAUUGUUUUCGUUGAUAUUCCAACUCAAGAAGAAUUUGAUUCAUGUGAAACACUUGAAGAAAAAUUUAAACUUUACAAGAUUAAUGAAUUGUUGUAUAGACGUUGGGUAGCUAAUAAAAAUCGUGAUUAA
This is a messenger RNA of Hansenula ciferrii, 1062 nucleotides long. RefSeq names its product tRNA splicing endonuclease subunit SEN2 (gene SEN2). Gene Ontology annotation, molecular function: tRNA-intron lyase activity; nucleic acid binding. NCBI's taxonomy places the organism in Eukaryota, Fungi, Ascomycota, Saccharomycetes, Phaffomycetales, Wickerhamomycetaceae. Bases 1 to 1062 code for a protein of 353 amino acids. The transcript has a single exon. The record is from RefSeq and is a predicted model, not a curated record. Gene Ontology annotation, cellular component: tRNA-intron endonuclease complex. Gene Ontology annotation, biological process: tRNA-type intron splice site recognition and cleavage; tRNA splicing, via endonucleolytic cleavage and ligation.